GACGUUGACUGUUAGUUUCGUUCUUAUACUUCCUGGUUCUGUGAUCCAUAGGUCAAUCUGUCGUUGUGGCUUUGAUUAAGGGAAUAAUGAAUCGGCUUUUAAUCCCACCCAGUGUUCACAAUCGCCACCGAAUAUGGCUGGAUUCAUCCCGUCCAUGACGAGUGGUUUCUCUGGGUUUCACUUCGUACAUAAACUUCGAGAACUUAUUACGUGAAUAACCAUCCCGAUUUCAUUUCAUUUUCACUGUAUAUUUAAGCAAACUGUAUUCCUGUUUUCGGGUAUUCUUUUCUAAUUUUAAUUAACAAGCAUUACACAUAGUUUUGCCUUACAUCAUUUUUAUGAAAUGUCAGAUUAUUUGUUUUCUGCGAAGUUAUGCUCUCGGGGUUUUCACCAACAAAUGUGUGCUUCCAAGAGGAUUUAACUGACAUCAACCUUUCUUCUCACAAACAGUAUUAACAAUUCACUCAGAACUACUGACCGAUUUCAAAAUGAUUUUUCUUUAGUUUUCAUUUAAAUGGUAGGAUAAUUCGUUUCAACUGAAUAGGCGCCAACGACACCUAUCUGUCAUGAAUGCUGGACGAUAAAUACUAACAUUCUAAUUUAUGUAAAAAGUAACGAUGCCAAAAUAAUGUUCAGGAUCGUAUUCUUCCACUGAUUUAAAUGACAGUUGAAUAUCGGAGCUAGGCUACGAAGAUUGCUGCACAUUACAUUUACUACGGUGUAUAGGAGUUUACGAUUUGGUAAAUCAAUUUUACGAAUCUGAAAAGAGGUCCACACAGUGCCUGGUUGACGUUGCACGUAUUUACAGCGUAGCUAAUUCCAAAAAUGCGCUGUAAAGAUUGAGCUCAACACGUUUAUCUACUAAGAUGCAUUUGAGGUUUACCUAAGUAACUUGUGCUACAUCCCCCCAAAGUCAGGCACAUCUCCAAAGGUCCUAUUGAAUAACGUUGUCUUCGGUACUAGGAAAUCAACUCAUUGACAUUUACUGGUUAAUACAUACACAUGCAAGUUCGUUAUCUAUCUAGUUCAACAAAAAAUACGAAUCUGAUUGUCUUAAUGUUCUGUUCUUGAGACCUAGGAUUCGUAGACUGGUGAUUAGUCUGAUUGGUUGAGAUAUAUUUUUCAGAUCUUGUGCCACUUUCUCAAUCCGAAUGAUCGUCACAAUAGUUGAGGAAGUUCUGAAAGAUAAUUCUCACUUAUAAACUUGGGUAAAAAUAAAACAAAUUUCGUAGCAGAAAGUCAUCUCAGAAGUGGGACACCAAACUCGUACUCCGAUGAACUUUACGUCCAGUCUAGUGUACUUUCACUCCUGUAACCUAAACUGCUAAGCUAUCACCGCGCUUUGAUCUCACGCGAUACUGGAAGCAUACUACGAUUACAAACUAUUGGCUUGACAGAAGUCAGACAAGUCAGAAUUCUUGGCUGUGUUCGAUGUAACGGUCGAAACUAGUUGGAGAUUCUAAGUGACGUUGCAAAAUAUGGUUUGGCUGUCGGUUGACGCUCGUUAGUUCUCUGAUUGAGCGCCAUCUUCCGAUCUUACAUUACCUCCACGGUCGGCUUCCAAUACGUCCUCCUGCCCAAACAUGAUGUGAGUCCUUCGCCGCGCUGUCGUGAUAUGGAGCAGCUAGUUACGAUGGUAAACCGUGUGCUGAUAACUACUGGGUGGUGUAUAUGUUGUAAUUGUAUGUACACUGGAAGUACCUAUUUAACCUCUUACCAGGGUAAGGUGUUGUACUCGUGACUCGUUGAUGGCAGAACUACUAGUUAGCCAUUCUGUGCUGGGCUUGGUCAUAACCAACUCGGGAGUUAUCGGCUGCCAGCUCGUAAGUGUGGAUGUAAAGCCCACCAACGAAGCUGGGAAGUCACAUUGUCAUGUAAGUGAUGUCAGAUUGCUAGGCAGGCAACCUAUCGUAUUUUUAUAAGUGGCUCGAAUAAGAGUUGGUUUUACGUUGUAUAAGAGCACAAACUUGGCCAGGGUCUUGAAAUACUGGAAGAUUGUAUCAGCAAUGUAUGUGUAACACUGUCUUAGAUGUGGUUCGAGCAGUGUAUGCGUUGGCUGCGAGUUAGACGCUAUAUCAAGCGGACUACUCUGCAAAUUGAUCUAAAUACCCAUCCGCUUUACUGCGAUGCGUAGCACGUCCGGACAUCAGGCAUCCUUUUGUUGGCGUGUGCGUUUUGCUAUGGCGUCCCGAAAACUAGUCUGCUCACAUUCCUGUUUUGAAGAUGCACGGGACACUCGGUCAUUGAGCUAUGAUUCUCCUAAACGUCUGCAUUCCGUAAGUUAGUAGUUUAUUCUUCGACAUAACUUGUGGUUGACAUCUAGGCAUCUGUCAUCGAGAUAAUUUUUCUUCAUUUUCAGGCUGUCACAGAACCGACAAGAUUACUUGAGGCUUACAGUGAACAUUUGACGGACUCUGGUGGGAUUAUGCAGCAGUCCGUCUCUGCAUUGGUGGAGUUGAUGUCGUCGGCCAACCGUAAACUUGUUCCAAAAUGCAUUUCUUUGUGUAUUAUUGCUUCGUCGUCUCCAGAAACACAAUUGCAGUUAUGUAAAGAUGGCGCAUGGGAGAUAUUACUUAAAUGGCUUCAAGAAGCCCUCAAAGAGGAUAACUAUGCUUUUUUGUUAGAGCUCUUAAAAGUGUACUUGCUACUUCCUGUGAGAUUGGAGCAGCUUACCCAAAAUGUUUGUCCCAAACUUAUAAAUUCUUUGACGAAACGUUGUGAUCAUGAAGAGGUAAAAUCUGUGGCUGCUGAGAUUGUAAAAAAAUGGAAAGAAGUUAUAAGUUCUGAUUCCCGUCAGUUGGUCUCAAAUCAUGUAAAAAGGAAAAAAGUAGAAUGUGAAACAAAAACAAUUAACAAAGAUACUCAGUCACAUGACCCGUUAAAAGAUGAGAAGAAACGCCGGAGUACUGUUAAAAUACCACCUAAUAAUAUGCGGACAGCAGGUAUGGAAGAUACACCUGCACAACCCCAGCCUAAAUCUAGAUCAGAUAUAUUCGCGAAGAAAAACAAAGUCGAGCAUGAUAAAAGCCUGACAUCUGAACUCCCGAUAGAAUCCUUUCAUCAAAAAAUAACUGUUACUCCGACGGAAUCUCGCAAAGAGAUUCAUGAGAGUUCGGAUUUUAUCAAUGCACUCACCACUUCUCCAUGUCCCGUUGUUCGAAAAAAGAGGAAAAUAUCUCCUAAAAUUGAGCCAGUUGUACAAACUGAUCUCCAUACUAGCAAAGAAGAAAAUUAUACGGAGUUAUCUGAUCAGAGCAGUGCAUAUGAUUCAUUUUCGAACUCCCCUAAGGGAAUGGGCUCCAGAAAAUCUUCAUUGUCUAACAUCUAUUCAACCUUCCCUGCUGAAAAUAAACCUAAAAAACGAGUUUCCUGGGCUGAUGAGGACAAGCUACAGUCUUUCUACUAUUUUGAGCUAGAUGAGUCUGAGAGAGUUAAUGUGAAUCGAGUGUCCAUUGAGGAUAUUCGUCGCAAGGAACAUUCAAUGGAACGUCAGCUUUUCAAACGAUCCCACGAAGACACCGAUGUCUAUUCUCAGAAGUGGCACCCUCCUUGUCCAUUAGAGCGACUUCUCUUGGUCGAACCAGGUUGUAAAUCUAUUGAACGUCAGAUUCAAUUAGAACGAGAACGUUGUGUUCUGCAAGCAAUCUACUUUACUCGUGAAAGUAUUCCAUAUAGUCCAGAAGAGCCUGAUGCAGAAGUUGUGGAGCAUAUCGCUCCUCUUGAUAUACCAUUGGAUGAUCUUACUGCCUACGAAUCAAUUGAUAAAAGUUCUGAAGUUAAUUCUGAGAGGCUAUUAGUUAUGAAGGAUGCCAUGGGAAAUCCACAGAUGUCAUUAAAUCCCGAGGUUGCUAACCUUGUCAAGUCUCUGGCAGCCAAUCUCACUAGUUCUCCAUCUGAUCUUGUUCAAACGAUGCCACCUCAAAUGAACCCCGUCUUAACUACAACAUCCUGUUCUGACUUCAAUUUACAACCAAAUGCUUUUGUUCCUGUUUCUAACGACACAAAAAUGAACGUAAAUAGUCCUAAUUCUGAAUCGGUACGUGGAACUAACGCUCAUUCUCCGAUUGAUCAAAUGCUACAAAGAGAAUUGUGGGAAGUUUUGGAGCAGAAUUAUCCAGACAUUAAUGUUCAUGACUUAAGUGCGGAGCGCAUUCGAGAUCUACUCGAACCGUUACGUGAUCAACUCGUUGCUCGAGGUAUUUUUCAGCUUCGUAACCCAUGCCCACCAAAACCACCUCUUCAGUAUCCUGACUGCCCAGUCGAUCCUCCUGUCCCACGCCAUGGCUUCCGUCCUCCUUUCCGUGGUCCUUCGCAUAUGCCUGUCCCCGUCCCUAGAUCUGAUUUAUACCACCUCCCCAUGGACCAAGGUUAUGUCCCCCUAAUCCUUCUGGUUAUGGGCCUCCGAAUCGAAUGCCUAACAGGCCAUCCUUUCAGUCAAUGAAUCCCACCUUACCUCAUCUCAUUCCUAAUCCGAUGCCUCCUUAUAAUGGUCCGCCAGCAUCUCGAAUGCCUGCUUAUCCUCGUGGAAACUCUCAUGCUAGGAAUAAUGGUCAGCCUUGUAAGUUCUUUCAACAAGGAGGAUGUCGUAAUGGUCACUCCUGCAACUUCAUGCACUCUCGGUGAAAAAUACAACUGUUUCCACUGCUGUUUCUUGUCCCUGGCUCUGUAAAAAAAUCACUUGAAUUUCGAUUUAUGCAUUUUAAUUAGAAAAUAUCAAUCGCUAUCACUACAUCACUUAACUUUACUGGUUGUAAAUAAAACGCUAAAGGUUUUGUAUAGUUUUUUUACAAUAGAAUAUUUAUUUUAUGAAUUUCACUAUGGGUUUUCAAUAAAUUACCAGAUUUCAUGAACG
Schistosoma mattheei is the source of this 4852-nucleotide messenger RNA. The record is from the annotation of a GenBank genome assembly. NCBI's taxonomy places the organism in Eukaryota, Metazoa, Platyhelminthes, Trematoda, Strigeidida, Schistosomatidae.